Messenger RNA from Phaeodactylum tricornutum CCAP 1055/1, 492 nucleotides. RefSeq lists its product with no specific name. The transcript has a single exon. NCBI's taxonomy places the organism in Eukaryota, Bacillariophyta, Bacillariophyceae, Surirellales, Neidiaceae. Bases 1 to 492 code for a protein of 163 amino acids. The record is from RefSeq and is a predicted model, not a curated record.
AUGCGUCUCUCAAUUCGUCUCGCUGUCGUUGGAUCGGCUCUCCUAAUGGGUAGCAACGCCUUUACAAUCGCUCCCGGAGCCACGACGCGUGGCGUGUGUACCCCCACUCUCUCCAUGGCGGAUGCGGAAGUCUCCGUACCCGCAAUCGAAACUAACCGUAGCACCAGCGGCUUGACUAUGAGUCAGGUCCGUACCAUGAUUGACAAUCUCACGCGAGACAAUAUGGACGCCUCUUUGGCGACGAUGCGGGACUUUUUGGUGCACGACGCCGGUGCCACCAUGUACGCCAAGUCCCUCCGUCGGAUCGCGCGGAAAGCCAAGGCGCUCGGAGCUACCGUUCCGGAAGGAUACGCCCAGGAGGCCAAGGCCACGCAGAAGAAACGGGACAAGCAAAAUGCGUUUAUCCAGACCAAACAGCAAGCCGCAGCCGACGAAGCCGCCGCGGCGGCCGACGAAGUCGCGGAUGCGGAUGCGGAAACCGUCCAAGCCUAG